CCAACACUCCCUAACAUUAUUGUCAAUUUAUAUCCAAUAUAUCCUAAUCUUAUUUAGAGUUGGGGGCACAUGAAUGAAUGAACUAAAAAUAUCUAGCACCAAAAAAUAACAUUAGAGCGCACCAUCAAUAAAAUUAGGGUAUUAGAUGCAAUUAGAAAAUAACAUGGUGGAUGAUGCUUUACAUACUAAUUAACGCAAAAAAAUACUUUUAGAAACUAUCUCUAACAAUGUUCGAGUAUCACCUAGUAGUAUUGGAUAUCAGAUAAUUAUAUAAAAAAUUUAAUCUUCACCUUUUUCUUGUAAAUAAACAAAAGGUAAUAUUAAUAAUAUAUAUUUAAUAUCUUAAUUUUUGUGCAAACUAAAACAAAUCAUUUUGUUGUAUUGUAACUAAGCGAAGCCAGUCUAAUCUUAGUAUAAUAUAUUAAUCCUUGUCUCCUUGAGUUAUAUUUAUGGAUGUUGGAAACGUGAGGAAGGGGCAAACGUGUAAGGACUGGAGGCUGAUAGACGAAGUCCAAGUCUUUCUGCCAAACCAUGGUUGUUUAAAUCAAACCAAUACUGCAUCUUUAUAUUUAUUUCUAUAAUAAAUUAAUCAGAUCCUUAAACCCUUUUGUUUCUUCUUAUUUUAAUGAGGCUCUCAUGUAUUCAAUCCAUUUCCAUUCUCAAACUCCUUCAUCGUCAUCAUGUUCUUCUAUUCCUAGUCUCUCUCUUUCUCCAUGGCCAAACCCCAUAAAUCCAAACCUAAAUCCUCUCUUUUCCUCUGCUGCUUUGGCUCUUUUUCCCACGAUGAAAUCUCCGUGAGAGAAUCUGAGUUUUCAUGGCGAAGGGUUCGAAAGAAGUCAGACUCCAAAACGGUGCCGUUGGAUGCCUCUUUGCCUGAUGACAAGGAACGCAGAGCUCAUCCAGUUCAUUCUCGGAAAUGGAGGUGGAAGAAGUUGUUCAGGCCGAAGUCGAAGUCAAGGUCAAACAAUCAGAAACCUUUAAUGAAAUCUCAAACUCCAGCAACCAAUCCACAAUCGCCACGUCAGAGACCUCCGGUGGUCCCUGUCACACCCAAUCAGACACUUUCCCAGACAAGGCAACGAGAAAGAGCAAAGCGAAACCCAGAAAAUGAGAACGGCUUGUCUCACGUGGCUUCACCUAAAGAGGACGCGCGUGAAGAAAGCAGCUCAGUCCCAGCCGUAUCACACUCGGUCUAUUUGCCUGCUUCAAAACGACGGCAGAGUCAUUCGUCGUCUUCCGUUCCAAGGCAGGGUCAAACGACUUUGAACAAGGCUGUGCGGUCGAGAAACGCAAGGAGACGCGAGUCAUACGACUCUGCGUUUGGCUUGUCAGCUGUUCUGGUGACUUUGGUUAUACUGGUAGUGUGGGGUCGUUUAUGUGCUAUUCUCUGCACUUCCGCGUGGUUGUAUUUGUUCCCACGAAUGGUAAGGGCCGGUGAAAACAACGCAAUAAAAAAAUUGAAUGCAGAUUCAAAUGACUUGUAUUUGGAUUCUGAGGUUUACAAGAAGAAAGUGAUUCUCGAGGGACUUCUUGAGAGAAAUCACCGGGCACGUCGUGAAAAUCCGGGGAACUAAGUUGGGUUUGUCUUGCCGUAUUGUCGUUUGAAGGCGGCUUGUUUGACGUUUUGUUUGAAAAUAUGUAUAUAUUGUUAUUAGAAUGGUCAAAAUCUUUGAGGAGCCAA
Molecule: messenger RNA, 1681 nt
Organism: Neltuma alba
Lineage: Eukaryota; Viridiplantae; Streptophyta; Magnoliopsida; Fabales; Fabaceae
Exons: 2
Coding region: 714-1574 (286 amino acids)
Source: RefSeq, a predicted model, not a curated record